Molecule: messenger RNA, 1354 nt
Organism: Oncorhynchus mykiss (rainbow trout)
Lineage: Eukaryota; Metazoa; Chordata; Actinopteri; Salmoniformes; Salmonidae
Gene: abt1
Product: activator of basal transcription 1
Biological process (GO): endonucleolytic cleavage in 5'-ETS of tricistronic rRNA transcript (SSU-rRNA, 5.8S rRNA, LSU-rRNA); small-subunit processome assembly; endonucleolytic cleavage to generate mature 5'-end of SSU-rRNA from (SSU-rRNA, 5.8S rRNA, LSU-rRNA)
Cellular component (GO): nucleolus
Molecular function (GO): RNA binding
Source: RefSeq, marked provisional
GCGCACGUGUAGUCCACAUUAAUUUGCGUUGUGUUCCUAGGUAGCUUCUACUUUGAAAAGCGUAUUGUUAUUUACUUAUUAAUGUAUUGAUUUUCGUAUUGGAACGUCGACGCGAGGCUGCACGGCCAUCUGAUCUGUCUGGAUACGUGAGGUGGAGAGGAUGAACAUCGAGGAGAAUAAAGUGAAUGAGGAUAUGGCUGAUGAAGAAUCUGGAGAAAUGCCCAAGAUUGAAGCAGAUGAGGAUGACGACAACACAGAGAAUGACGAUGAAGAACUAAAUGAUGAGGAACUUAAAGAAGAGGCUGAAGGUGAUCUCAAAGAGAAAAAGGUGUCAGUAGGCAAGACGUGUCUGCCAGGAAUAGUGUAUUUAGGUCAUAUACCACCAAGACUGAGACCCAAGAAUAUGCGCAGCAUGCUGAGUCUGUAUGGGGAGAUUGGAAGGAUAUUCCUACAGCCUGAAGACCGGUCUGUGAAGAGGAAGAAAAAGAAAGCUGGCACCAAGGCAUGCAGUUUCACUGAGGGCUGGGUGGAGUUCAGGGACAAGAGAGUGGCCAAGAGAGUGGCAGCUAGCCUCCACAACACACCGAUGGGCGCCCGGAAAAGGAGCCGCUUUGUCAGUGACCUCUGGAACAUCAAGUACCUCCACAGGUUCCAGUGGUGUCACCUGAGUGAGCGACUGGCCUAUGAGAUGACUGUGCUCCAGCAGCGCCUCAGAACUGAGAUCUCUCAGGCCAAACGAGAGACCAACUUCUACCUGGCCAAUGUGGAGAAGAGCCAGAACAUGGACAAACUGAGGAAGAAGAGGGAGAGGAAGGGCGAGAAGAUAGAGGAGAAGACUUGGAACUUCACUCAGCGAUGUACAGAGGAUGAGAUCCAGAUGAGUCGCCUGCGUAAACAGACCAUGUCCAAGAAGAACCUGCUGAAGGCCCAGGACAAGGCCAGGGACAUACAACAGAAGUCCCAGUCCAACGUCUCUCUGCUGGCCAAGAUCUUCAACGGCAGCAAAGCCAGGGACUGAACCUAGCCCGGCAGUUCUGGUCAAACACAGUAUCCCAGGACUGGUCUCUUUUCAGUAUCACAAUUAGAGCAAACUUUUGCCCCUGACACUUGCUGGUGUUGUGAGCGACACUGAGAGGAUGGGCUCUGUCCAGACACACAGACUCGAGGGAAAAAUAGGGUUUUCUCCAUCAGUGUAAUUUGAUUAUAAAUGUAGGAGAGACUUGGACAGAUCCUCUUUUUGGUUUAAUGUAUUGUAAACUAUUAGCUAUGAUGCAGUAACAAUAUGUUCAGCGCCAUGGAAAACACCUGCUCAUACUGUAUGUGCUAUUUGGAAAUAUUAAAUGGAAAUACCUCU